Messenger RNA from Poecilia reticulata (guppy), 1463 nucleotides. The record is from RefSeq and is a predicted model, not a curated record. NCBI's taxonomy places the organism in Eukaryota, Metazoa, Chordata, Actinopteri, Cyprinodontiformes, Poeciliidae.
AUUAUUUCAGCUGUUGUUCUGCACUCACCUUCAGUGUGUGUUCCACUAUGUACCGCGAAAGGACUGACUGGCACAGGACAAAACGAGAGAGAAAAGUCCGCAUGCUACAGAAUGUCGGAUGACAGGAGUACUAUGCUGCGCAUCCUUGAGGAGCCUCGGAUGCGGGAGGAAGCGGAGAGACUUCGGACCUUCCAGAACUGGCCUGCAGAUGCACAAGUAGCUUCAGGAGACCUGGCUAAGGCGGGCUUCUUCUUCCUGGGUUCUGGGGACAAAGUCCAGUGUUUCUGCUGUGGAGGGGUUUUAAGGUUCUGGGAGCAGGGUGACAGCCCCGCCGUUGAGCAUAAGCGUCAUUUCCCUACUUGCAGCUUCAUACUGGGUCGAACUGUGGGGAAUAUUCCACUGGCGGUGGGCUCCUCAGACUCUGUGGAUGGCCAGCUGUUGAGUCAGCUCCAGAGGAUGACUAUGGAUGACCAGGGAACAGCUGGGCAAGCAGUGUAUCCCGAGAUGGAGACAGAGGACUCUCGACUUACCACUUUCCACAACUGGCCCACUGAGGCCUCGGUGCAGCCAGAUGUUCUGGCCCAAGCAGGGUUUUUCUACACAGGUCAUGGUGACAAUGUCAAAUGCUUCUUCUGUGAUGGAGGACUGAGGAACUGGGAGUCAGGGGAUGACCCCUGGCAGGAACAUGCCAAGUGGUUUCCAAGAUGUGAGUUUUUAAUCCAGUCACGAGGGCAGGAGUACAUUAGCAACAUCCAGGAUGCUCAUUUCCACCUGGGUGAUACCAUGCUUGGUUUCCAGGGAGGAUCACAGACAUCCACAGGCAGAGACGUUGGUGGCAGAAAUGAUAUGGUCGGAGGCCUGGGAGCUUCAUCAGCCAUGCUCUCUCCUGUUGUGCAGACUGUGCUGCAGAUGGGGUUUGAAGCCGGCGUGGUGGAGAGUCUGGUCCAGACCAAGUACCUGCUGACAGGCCAGUACUACACCUCAGUGUCUGAGCUGGUUACUGAUGUUCUGCAAGCAGAAGAGGAGGAGAGGCAGGCAGGGCCAAACAGCAGAGAACAAGAGAGGAGCCUGGGAUCCAGUGCAGGAAACAUGAGGACCGAGACACCCAUCCCAAAGAGAGUAAAGGAUCAAAGUCCCGAGGAGCUGCUGAGGCAGCUGCAGGAAGAGAGAACCUGUAAAGUCUGCAUGGACAAGCUGGUAUCCAUCGUCUUCAUCCCCUGCGGUCACCUGGUGGUUUGUGGCGAUUGCGCCACCAGCCUGCGUCACUGCCCCAUCUGCAGAGCUGUCAUCAGAGGCAGCGUUCGUGCUUUUAUGUCUUAGGGCCGUAGUUAAAAACUGCUGCUGCACUGGUGUUGCACAGUAUCCCUUUGAAUUUGCACUGCCUGCAAAUUUUUUUUUAAUGAAUUUAUAAAAAUAAGGAGUGCUGCUUUUAUAAUGUUAUACAAUAAAACUUUUAGGUUUCA